AUGGCCACGGCCCUGCACCAUUCCAUCCUGACUUCGGCUGGCAGCCCUGAAGAGCACUCGCUUCGAACUCGCAACCGCAGGGCCCAACUUACUGCAACCUCGAGCUCGGACAAUGUCCCGCUCGAGGUCAGCGUGAUUAUUCUGCUUUGUCAAGAAUUGUCAGAUACUUUCGCGAAACUGGAAUUCGAAUUUAUCCGCGAAGGAGGAGAUCUCGAGGAGACGGUCGGCCCCUAUCGGAGCCCUGAUCAAGGCGCCUAUCGCGUUAUCGGCCGUGAUGACCCUGAGAAAACCAAUCACUCGAUCGGCCGGAGAGCCGUUGUUGGGUUUGGUUCCCUUUUGCUCAAAAUUCUAUUUACCCUUACUCCAACCAAUCAUGGACUACAAAUCCUCGACUGA
Messenger RNA from Coprinopsis cinerea okayama7#130, 396 nucleotides. RefSeq lists its product as hypothetical. The record is from RefSeq and is a predicted model, not a curated record. Lineage: Eukaryota; Fungi; Basidiomycota; Agaricomycetes; Agaricales; Psathyrellaceae. The transcript has 4 exons. The coding region runs from base 1 to 396 and encodes 131 amino acids.